UUCAAAAAUCUUAACUAUUUGCUUCAGUAGUAUUCAUGAGUUUAUGUGUUGAAGUAUGUUAAAAAACCUGAGUAAUAUUAUUUAACUUGUGUAUCAAUGAUUCGCAACUUUUACGUAUAAAAUCAAAAUUAUUUCUAAAUACCUUUUUCGGGUAUUAACUUUUUAUAAUUCGUGUUAGUUUAAUAUUUUUCUUACUGGUGUUAGUAGAUGAACAUUUUUUCUACAUUUUCAAGGAAAAAUUUAGUUUUUGCUAACAUCAAAAGUUUGUGUAAAGCUAGGAAGUGCUUUCAACGAAUUCGAGUUGUAAAUAUGGGUUUGCUGUCUGAAGGUAGCCCUCUUUCAUGGGAAGAAACAAAGGCGUUGGCAGAACACGUGCGUCAACACGGAAUAGAACAAUUUAUUAACUUAUACAGUAAACUACGAGAACGGACUGGAGAUGUCUUAAAAUGGGGAGAUGAGGUUGAAUACAUAAUAGUAAAAUUUGAUGAUGAAAAUGAGCGUGCUACUGUGAGUUUGAGAGCUGAUGAUCUGUUACCAAAACUGCAAGAAAAGGAGCAUGCAGAUCCACAGAAUGUUAAAUCAUUGUGGCGUCCUGAGUAUGGAGCGUACAUGAUUGAAGGCACACCGGGGAAACCUUAUGGUGGCUUAUUGGCUCAUUUUAAUAUUGUAGAAGCUAAUAUGCAAUAUCGUAGAGCUGAAGCCAGUACACUGCUGAAUAAUGGAGAAGUGAUAAUGAGUAUCACAAAUUUUCCAAGAUUAGGUUGUCCAAACUUUACAAAUCCACCAUUUACUCCUAACCCAAAGACUGGAGUAACUCUGUCACAUUUUUUCCCUGAUGAAGCAAUAUUUCCGGGACAUCCUCGUUUUAAAACAUUAACAGCGAAUAUAAGAGAGCGGAGAGGGGAAAAAGUAGCCAUCAACAUACCAAUCUUUAAAGAUUUAAAUACGAAAAUACCAGUGGACAACUCUCAUGACCUGGAGCCAGGGAUAGCUUUACCAGACUGUGUGUAUAUGGACGCUAUGGGUUUCGGCAUGGGCUGCUGCUGUCUGCAGCUCACAUUCCAGGCUUGCUGUAUCACCGAGGCACGAACAUUGUACGAUCAGCUUGCGCCGCUAUGCCCUAUCAUGCUGGCGCUGUCCGCGGCGUCACCGAUAUACCGCGGCUACCUGACCGACGUCGACUGUCGCUGGAACGUGAUCUCGGCCUCGGUGGACUGUCGCACGCGCGAGGAGCGCGGUAUUGAACCACUCAAGACCAACAAGUUCCGUAUACAGAAGUCCAGAUACGAUUCCAUUGAUUCCUAUCUAUCACCGGAUCAUGAGAAAUACAACGACAUUCCGAUAGUGCACGACGCGGCGAUCUACCGGCGGCUGCGUGAGGGAGGCAUCGACCAUCCACUGGCGCUGCACGUCGCACACCUCUUCAUCCGCGACACCGUCUCUCUCUUCUCUGAGAAAGUCAACCAGGACGACAAGAAUGACACCGAUCAUUUUGAAAACAUUCAGUCGACGAACUGGCAAACGAUGCGCUUCAAGCCGCCGCCGCCCAACUCCUCUAUCGGGUGGCGCGUGGAGUUCCGGCCGUGCGAGGCGCAGCUCACCGACUUCGAAAAUGCCGCCUACGUCUGUUUCGUGGUGCUGCUCACGCGCGUCAUACUCUCCUAUAGGCUCAACUUCGUCAUGCCGAUCAGCAAGGUGGACGAGAACAUGCAGCGUGCGCAGCGGCGCGGGGCGUGCCUGUCGGAACGGUUCUGGUGGCGCCGCGACGUGGGCGCGCCCGCAGCGCCCGGCCUCACGCCGCAAGCGCCCGACGCCAGCGACCAGUACGCCGAGAUGUCUAUUGACGAAAUUGUUAAUGGAAAGGAAGGCAUAUUCCCCGGGCUGAUCCCGCUGAUCGAGUCUUAUCUGUCGGGCAUGGACGUGGACGCGGACACGCACUGCUCCGUGCAGCAGUACCUCAAGCUGAUCCAGCGACGUGCGCACGGAGACAUCGCCACUAUGGCCGCCUGGAUGCGUCACUUCGUCACCUCGCACCCGCAAUACAACAAAGACUCAGUAGUGUCAGAGAAGAUAAAUUACGACCUACUGAAGACAGCGCACGGCAUCCAGACGGGUAAGAUCCCCGCGCCCUCGCUGCUCGGCACCAGCAACGUCUCCAAGACCAACGAAGACAUUCCCAAGGCGUUCAGCAAAAUGAUGAGCAAGGACUGCCCCUAGCGGGCGCCCUAGUGCCUUCCACUGCGGCCCAAUCAACAAGUACUUGUUACAUCAUACCAGUGCACGAUAACAUGACGCCUGUCCGAUGACGUCACUACAGGGUUAUGUACGUUGUACAAAAAAGGUUAAGUAAUGCGAUUUGAUGGAAUACUAAAAUAUCAAAUACUCGUUUUAUAUUUGUAAACUACCUUCAUAGGCCGCGCGUUAGUUACUACUUACUUUUGGCUUAUAUCGUGAAAUAUUUGGUUUAAUAAUCGUUAAACAAGGAAUGUUACAAUGGAGAAAGUUAGACGAUGAAAGAGGAUUUGCCGUAUUCCAUAUGGGUGUCAUGUUAUUGUGCACGCGUAGCAUUUAUUGUUGCCUUUAAUAGUUUAUACACGACAAUUAUAUAGAUAGUGCCGCUGUCCAGGAAGCUGCAGCGGUAAAUGUUAUAAAUUUAUAUCGGUUUAAAUCAAUUAAAACUUCAAGUAUACUUAGAAAAACAUUAUUGUGGAAAGUAACAUGCAUACUACUCACUGUUCUGUGCAUUAUCGCUUUGCGACUUUAUGAUACACCACUAAGAGGCCGCUAAGCCUCUAUCAAAGUGUCUAUUCAAACUUACAAGCGAUCAGUUUAUCCAUUUAUUAUAUACAAAUUAAACUGUGAUUGAUUUAUUAUUACUCUUCUUAGAACAUUCAGGUUAUUUAAUGAUGAUUUCUUUGAUUUUCUUA
This is a messenger RNA of Papilio xuthus (Asian swallowtail), 2927 nucleotides long. It is a transcript of the gene Gclc, whose product is annotated as glutamate--cysteine ligase. The transcript has 11 exons. NCBI's taxonomy places the organism in Eukaryota, Metazoa, Arthropoda, Insecta, Lepidoptera, Papilionidae. The record is from RefSeq and is a predicted model, not a curated record. Gene Ontology annotation, molecular function: glutamate-cysteine ligase activity. The coding region runs from base 208 to 2217 and encodes 669 amino acids. Gene Ontology annotation, biological process: glutathione biosynthetic process. Gene Ontology annotation, cellular component: glutamate-cysteine ligase complex.